AUGGGCCCCCGAGUUGCAGGCUUUCUCAUCGGCGGCUUUGUGACGGCGAUGGCAUCUGCCGUCCUCCUGCAGUACGACGUCCUCCGCAAGCAGGAGCUGACCACCAGGAAGACGGAAGAGGUAGUCGUACAAGCAGACAUGAUCGUGCAUCGGUUUCAUGUAGUAGAGGCGGGGUUGCGUACCCUAUCGGAGGGCGUUGAGGCGCGCCACGGCGCGACGUGA
This is a messenger RNA of Leishmania mexicana MHOM/GT/2001/U1103, 222 nucleotides long. RefSeq lists its product as hypothetical. The transcript has a single exon. The record is from RefSeq and is a predicted model, not a curated record. Lineage: Eukaryota; Euglenozoa; Kinetoplastea; Trypanosomatida; Trypanosomatidae. The coding region runs from base 1 to 222 and encodes 73 amino acids.